This is a messenger RNA of Wyeomyia smithii (pitcher-plant mosquito), 1104 nucleotides long. RefSeq names its product N-acetylneuraminate lyase-like. Gene Ontology annotation, molecular function: 4-hydroxy-tetrahydrodipicolinate synthase activity; N-acetylneuraminate lyase activity. NCBI's taxonomy places the organism in Eukaryota, Metazoa, Arthropoda, Insecta, Diptera, Culicidae. The coding region runs from base 99 to 953 and encodes 284 amino acids. Gene Ontology annotation, biological process: N-acetylneuraminate catabolic process. The transcript is spliced from 4 exons. The record is from RefSeq and is a predicted model, not a curated record.
AAAUAUUUUUGAAGCUUAUCUGCAGAGAUAACAAACAAUAAGUCAACAGGAGAUGAUUCUGAAAAUAACAACUUUAGUCUUAAGUUGUCCACAUAGCGAUGAAGAAGUUUCUAUUCAAGGGUUUCAUGGCACCCGUUUUUACGGCGUAUCACGAUGAUAAAGAAAAAACCAUCAAUUAUGAAAUUAUUCCUGCCUACGCCAAGUAUUUAAAGGCAAAAGGUGUGAAUGCUGUUCUGGUGAAUGGAACUUCAGGUGAAGGAAUGCUGUUGAAUGUAGACGAGCGAAUUAAAGUAGCCGAUGUCUGGAAGAAAGCUUGCACAGAGAAUGACAUGAUUAUCAUGGUGCAAAUCGGCGGAGCUCCGUUUCCCGAUGUUGUCACCCUCGCGAAGCACGCUGAAAAAGCCGAUGUUGAUGCUAUAUUGUGCUUGCCAGAGCUGUUCUUUAAGCCAAACUCACCAGAAAAGCUAACUGAAUAUCUCAGAAAUGUUGCAUUACACUGCCCGACGAUACCGCUUUUCUAUUAUCAUAUUCCGAUGUUUACUGACGUGAACGUUCAUAUGCCAAAAUUCUUGGAUUUAGCUGAAAAGGCAAUUCCCAAUUUUGGCGGAAUUAAAUAUACAAGUGCAGAGCUGGAUCAAGGUUCUAGCUGUCUUAUGCCUGGAAGAACAAUUUUCUUGGGCGCAGAUUCAAUUUUAUGUCCAGCAGUUGCAGCUGGUUUCGAUUCCUUUAUUAUGACUACGUUGAAUAUAUUUCCGGAGCUCUCAGCGAAGAUUGUAAGAUGCAUGCAAAAUAAUGAUGUUGAAGAAGCUCGCAGUGUGCAACAGGAAUUGAACAAAAAAAUUUACGAAAUUUUAAAAUACGGUGACUGGGUGACUGCCAUGAAAAGAGCUUUUAAUGAAAGAUGUGAUCUGAAUCUCGGCAAAACACGUGCUCCAUUAAGUUUCGACGUUUGAUAAAUUUUAUUAUAUCUACAUUUGUUGGUGGUAUAUUCGCCGAAGCCUUACCCAUAUCGAUUAUACACCACGACAGCGUAAAUUGACUGGCGAUAUAUUUUUUUCGAAAUUUCAUAUUAAAAUAUAUUGGAACACAAUUCGAACAGACGUA